Molecule: messenger RNA, 5525 nt
Organism: Girardinichthys multiradiatus
Lineage: Eukaryota; Metazoa; Chordata; Actinopteri; Cyprinodontiformes; Goodeidae
Gene: nckap5l
Product: NCK-associated protein 5-like
Exons: 12
Coding region: 4-3987 (1327 amino acids)
Biological process (GO): microtubule bundle formation; microtubule depolymerization
Cellular component (GO): microtubule plus-end
Source: RefSeq, a predicted model, not a curated record
AGCAUGCUCUGCAGCAUGAAGAUGAGAACAAUGUCUGAUGAGGCAGAACAGAGAACGCGUGAUGAGGAUUUUGGUUCCGAGGAAGAGGAGGGUGAGGAAGGGGAUGUGGAGUCAUACCUGGAGGACAACAGCAGCGACCUUAUGGACCGACUCAGAGAGCUGGAGGCAGAGAACUCUGCUCUGAUGUUGGCGAAUGAGAGCCAGAGGGAAGCUUAUGAACGAUGCUUGGAUGAGGUGGCCAAUCAUGUGGUCCAAGCCCUGCUUAAUCAGAAGGAUCUGCGGGAGGAGUGCAUCAAGCUGAAGAUGUUGGUGUUCGACCUGGAGAGACAGAACCGAUCGCUGUGUGAGCUCUUCCAGCAGAAGCUCCCCAACCAACCCACUGCCCAGUACCAGGUUCAGACUGGACCCCUCCCAGACUACAAUGCACAGCUGCACAAUGACUCGGCCAAACAGGUGGAGCCAGCCCAGACUGAAGCACAAGCCAAGGGAAAUGGCUUCCGCACACAACAUGCCUCCCCGGGCCCUCGUGGCCCCGCCACCUCCAUGGAGGCCCUGUCUCCCUUCUUCAAGAAGAAAGCGCACAUCCUUGAGGUCCUGCGCAAAAUGGAGGAGACAGACCCCCUGAAGUUCCACCCAUCCACUACGAGCUUGUCUUUCUGCGACUACAGCCAGGUGCUGAUGUCAACAGAGGCUGUUCUGGCAGACCCCCACCCAGUCCACUGCAAAUCCCACCACACACAUUGCCGCUGCUCCUGCACCGACACCGAUGCACACCAGCAUGUCAACGGUGACGGGGCAGCGAAGUGUGAGGGAGCAAGCACAUGCUGUUUACACUGCAAAAGGAGCCCUGACAGUGCUCCGAAGCCAUGCAACCAUGUCUGUAGUCCUUCAAAAGCUAACUCCUCCGCCUUGAGCCAUGUACCUGCAGCCACCAUGAGUGAAUGUCAUGGUAAGACCAGAGCAGGAGAGUCCAUGCAAUGUACCAUCAACAAAGCCCACCAGCAGCCAGCAGGCACCUCAGCCCACUCAGUGACAGAGACAGUCCAACAGAGCCUGGAGGUGGCCAGAGUAGAACAGGACAGCUCUGAAUGUGGUGUUUCUGAGGAGCUCACUGGUUUCUGUGGCACUUCUGAUCUGCCCAGUUCUGUGAAGGAGAGCAUGCAGAUCCCUCACAGUGACACGGAUUCAAGCGGCUGCUUUCACAAUGGCUUGGGGCAGUUGUCCAGCACCACACUGAAUGACCCCUCAGCUGUCCCAGAGAAAGACAUCACAGACCAGGAAGCUUCUUCUGUCCGAGCCAGCGCAUCUGUCAGCCCGAGCCCAUCCUGCCUCGGUGACGUCAAAGCUGCCGCCAUCAACUCCCCAUCCAAGCUGCUCAAGUUCCUGAAGAUCCCGUCGAUAGGAGACAAGGCCCAGGCGUCAACCUCGGCAGUUCGGCUCAGCCCACAACUCACACGCAACUCCAGAAUCCCCUGUCGCACCAACAACUACGAGGUGUAUCACUCUCCAGUUCCUUCCCGCAGGGCCACCACCACAGAGAGGUGCAAGCAGCCCCCGCCACCACCAUCCAGGUCCGAGUCCUACCCUGCCACACACUCGGCACCAACCUCCCCUCCGCAGCCCGAAGAUAUCUGCUCUCCGCCCCCUAAGGAAAUAAGCUACAGCAGUCUUUCUGCACCAAAAACCAGUGGAGGCUCAAAACCGGGAAAUUCAACUGCUGCAUCAAUGGGCUCUCCUAGAGUUUCUCAAAAGGUGCCCCAUUAUGAAAAUGUCUUGGAUAUGUCCACCACCAGAGAAGAGGAACAAACCCAGGGUCAUGAAAAGAGAAGCGCUAUUCCAUCUCAAACAAAGGCAAACGGUGGAGAGAGGAAGCUUGUUAAAUCUUUACCAGAAAGUGUCCUGAAUCCUUCUCCUCAGCGAAAGCAGUCAUCCUCAUCAAUGUCAGAGUCAACUUCCGAUGAUGAAGAGGAUUCAGACAGUCCAGUAUGGGUCAACCAUCACAGUUUGCCCAACACAACCACCCUCAGCAAAGCUCAGAGCCAAGCAAGCUACCCAAGAACAAGAGACAAACAUGAGAUAGGCAAUAUGCCAAGCUGUGAAGUCGCUCAGCCUCCUCCUCCGCCUCCUGUCCGAAGGAGCGACUCCUCAUCCAUCCCCAAGAGGCCUAGCUCUGGGGCAGGGAGAUCCCAGGCGGACUCCAGUCAUCACGCUUUCAAAGACAGACUGGCGGCGCUGGGCAAGCUGAGGAGUUCUGAGGAUUUACAAGUCAGGCCUGUAGACACAGUCACUGAGGUUGCCCAUGGAGAGGAGAGGAGCAAGAUGGCAGAGAGGUCCACAGAGGUCCACAAAGAGGAGCAGAGGCAUUCAAAGUACACAGACUCUUUGGAUGGUAAACCUAAAAGUAGCAGUGUUGGUUUGAAGUAUCCAGGUUCAUCUCAACUGUAUGAACAGACUGGAAAAUCUCAGUCAGGUAAACAAGAACUGUGCGUGCCCAAGCCUGAGGCCUCCAAGAGCAAGAUUGGUUUACCGUCCCCCAACACAGAUGCUCCCCAGAUCCUACGCAACAACAUCAAGUGUCCUGGCUCCCUGAAUCUGGCUUACAAUGUCAAAAGUGGUCCCCAGAGUAGCAACAGUCCUAACAAAAUCCCUCCGAAAUCCCCGUCCAAACCUUGCCAAGGCGUCUCUGUCCACCGAGGUGGGAAGCCUUCGGAAGCACCGCGUUACUCAUCCAAGUCAGAGGAGAGGACUAAAAUCAGCGGGAAAGGAAAGAAGAAUCCAAUGUAUGGAGACAGCCUCCCACCACCUCCUCCAAGACCCCCGACGUCUGAGGCGGAGAAGCCAGUGCAGCCAGCUCCUACUCCACAAUCUGCCAUUGAACAAAAGGUGAUGAAGGGAAUUGAGGAGAACGUCUUAAAGCUUCAGGAGCAGGAUCGUGGAGGGCAAGGCAGUGAGGUUAAGCAGAAAGCCUCAAAUGGCAUUGCCAGCUGGUUCGGUCUGAAGAAGAGCAAGCUGCCCGCACUGAACCGCAAGACCGACGCCACCAAAUCAAAAGAUGAGAAGAAGGAGUGGAAGAUAAACAUCCCCUCAGUGGGCAAAGACUCAGCGAAAAUGGCGAGCAGAUGCAAAGAAGGUGUAGAAGGCUUGAACAUCUCCACUCUGAUGGAGAAGGCUGAGGGCCUGAGGAGGGCCCUGGAGGAGGAGAGGGCCUAUGUGGAAAGGUCUGGCAGGGGCCACUCCUGUGAGGUGGUGAUGGACCAAGCUCAGGGACAGCUGGCGGUCAUGUACAGAGGGGGGCGCUCCGACAACUUCAUGCAACAGCUGCUUAACAGAGUGGAUGGGAAGGAAGUGAUCAGCUUGCCGCAGCGCCGACUCUCAUUCGACUGUAAGACCUCCAAGCCGGUGUUCACUCAGCAGACCAGCAUCAUCAGUCACACCACCAGUCACGACGACAUGGAGAAGGGAUCAGAUAGAAUCAGCAAGAUCACAUCAGACGAAAACCUCGCAGAUUCAGUUCACUCUCAGCACUUUGCAGGCUCCGGUGCUUCCACAUACACCCUGGACAGCGGUAUCGGUACAUUCCCUCUUCCAGACUGCAGCAGUGGAGCCAUGGGAAGAGGCCCAUCAAAGGCGAGAGCGGGAGCUGAGCACCACUCCCCUGGAAGAUCUGGAAGACGAGCCCGCACCCUAGACAGGGAGCUGACAUCACAGGAGGAGUGCUUUGCGUCGCACAAACAACUAAUCCCAACCAUUCAGUACUGCUCCAUGCUGGAGGGGAGGAGCUCGGCCGGAGUCAUCCGUGAAGAUAAAGAGGCCCACGGAGCCAACGUGUUCUCUCCACGGUCCAAGACUUGGACCUUCCCCAACCUGAAGACUCCAGCAGGACCUGCAGAGGUGUACUUGGCUGUGGAGGAGGAGGAGGAAGAGGAGAAUGCAGUAACGUUUGGAUCACCGUUCAGAGGGGUACACCAAAUUAAAACCCAAAAUUGAGUUUUUCUCAUCAGACCAAUACAACGGAUUUUUUAUAAGAUUUUUUUUUGCACCAGCAGCAGUAGUGGCCUUUAUUUUAUUAUUUGAAAAUAGGCAGACAGGAAGUGGGGUGAAGAGAGAGGGAAGACAUGCAGCACGGGUCACCGGGGUCGGUCCUCGAACCAGGGACAGCUGUGUCGAGGACUGAAGUCUUCGUAUAUGGGUCAUGCUCUACAACUACGCCCCACACCGUGCCCACAAAGGAUUUUUAAUAUAUAAAUGUGGGCCUGCUGAAAAGUAUGUCCAUGUACUAUUCUGUAUAUGUGCUCAGUACCUGGUCUGGGAUCCUUUUCCAUGAAUCACUGCAUCAGUGCGGCGUGGCAUAGAGGCCAUCAGCCUGUGGCACUGCCGAGGUGUUCAGGAAGUCCAGGUUGCUUUGACAGUGGCCUUCAGAUCGACUGUAUUAUUGGGUCUGGUGUCUCUCAUCUUCCUCUUCACAAUAUUCAAUCCUUUUUCUGUAGAGUUUAGGUUGGGCCAGUAUGUUGGCCAAUCAAACACAGUCAUACUAUGGUCAUCAAAGCUGCUAUUGGUACCUUUGGCAGUGUGGGCAGGUGCCAAGUCCUGCAAGAAGAUGAAAUCAGCAUCUCGUUGAAGCUUAUGAACAGAGAGAGUUAUGAAAUGCAUUAAAACGUCCUGUUAGAUGGCUGCGCCAUCUUGAUAAGGCACAGUGGAGCAACAGCAGCAGAUGAGUUUGGAAACUUCAUACUGGAACUCAAAGGACUUGGAUUCUAAGCCUACUCACUCUUCCUCUGUACUCUCGAACCAGAUAAAUUGCUAAAUGUACUUUCAUCUGAAAAAUGCAUAUUUUAGGAGUGGCUUAACUCCUGAAUACAACAGUCAUAGGCCAUGUCCUGUAUGUGUCUGUGUGGUGUGGCCCUUGAAGCUCUGACUCCAGAUGCAGUUCACUCUUUGUAAAUUUCCCAUAAACCCUUGAAUAGGCUGAAGUUAUCGCUGUUACUUGUGAAGCAUUUUUCUACCACACUUUUACCUUCAACACAACUUUCCAUUAGUGUGCUUAGAUAAAACACUGAACAGCCAGCUUCUUUAGCUGUGGCCUGUUAUGGCUUAACGUUGUAGCAGAGCGUGUCAAUGACUGUCUGCUAGAAAACUGCCGAGUCAGCAGUCUUCCCUAUGAUUGUGUAGGCUACAGCGUAACAUUUCUGGUCUGAUGUAAUAUUCUAAUUUUCAGAUAAACUGAACGUUGGGUUUUCAUUAGUUGAAAGGCUCUGUCAUCUGAACAGAUCUGUGAUCUGAACAUCUGAUCAUUUCUCCAAGUCAGAAGGUAAAUUAAAAAACGAGGGCAGAUUGAAAGGGGCGUGGUGUGACAUGUGUAUUCUGCACUGCAUCUUAUGUAAUGCAAAAACGUAGAUCCACAUUGUCCCCUCAGAAAUUAUUAAUAGCUUGAAUAUGAAAAAUUCACAGAUGCAACCCACUUUUGUCUUUCGCACCUGAUGCUGUUACAUAAGAUAACAUAAAAUGUUUCCCACUCCUCUGUCAUC